Messenger RNA from Polyodon spathula (Mississippi paddlefish), 2966 nucleotides. Its product is annotated as protein-lysine 6-oxidase-like. Gene Ontology annotation, biological process: peptidyl-lysine oxidation. Gene Ontology annotation, molecular function: copper ion binding; protein-lysine 6-oxidase activity. Bases 230 to 1927 code for a protein of 565 amino acids. NCBI's taxonomy places the organism in Eukaryota, Metazoa, Chordata, Actinopteri, Acipenseriformes, Polyodontidae. The record is from RefSeq and is a predicted model, not a curated record. The transcript has 7 exons.
CAUGCGUACGCAAACUCAGCCAGUUUAAGAAAGUUACACUUUUCCACCUCCUCCCUCCUCCUUCUGCCCUCCAAAAAGCGAGACCGUGCUGCAGAGCUGCGGAUCUGGUACAGCUUAGACUUCUAAUCACUUCGGACUAACGCAACAUACCCUAACCGGUCGCCGCCUCACACAGCUUCCAAAAAGGGGAAAAGCAGCAUUUCUGUGCAUUUUACAAACUUGAAUUAUCAUGGUGAAGCUCACGGUUUUAUUCUUUUACUUGUUGCACAGCGGGUUCAAUUUCAUAGCUGGACAGCAGCAGCAGCCACAACGGGGUCGCUUACGGACCGGGAUGCCGUGGAGACAGAAGAUCCAGUGGGAAAAUAACGGGCAGAUGUACAGCUUGCUAAGCACCGGGUCCGAGUACCACCCGCCAGCAGUAUCUGCAGACAGAAGGACGGGGUCCCACAGCGUCUUACUGAGCACCAACCGGGAGGGAAGCAGCCGCCAAGCAGCGGGCGCAUCUUUUGAUGUGGAUAAUGGACCCAGGGCGCCAGUACUGAGCCUCUCGGACCCGGGACCGGCCCAGCAGCAGACGCUCAGCUCCGGGUCAACCAUGUUAGACGCUGAUUCUAGAGCUUAUAUGACGGUCAGCCGUGGGUCGGGUGCCAGGCGUUCACCGCAGUCUGGCGCGUCACGCUCGUCCUCGGCUAGAUCGGCGGGCAGCCCAGGCGCACGCAGAUAUCAAUCGGGGUCCAGUUCGGGUUGGAAUAACGUCACUGCUGCGGGGGUUCUUCCAGAAUUCUCAGGCAGCGGAGCCCCCAGAGGCGGGAGGAAUCCCCCUCGCGGUGACGUCAGUGUGGCUGGUGCAGGGGUUCCAGGAAGGGACUCAGAGCCACCCUCUUCUGUCUGGCCGGCUCCAGGGAGUUCUAACACAAACGAUGGCCGUUAUGUGCAAUCACCUCACCAACAGGGAAGCAGGGUGCAACAAGGGAGAACUAGUGCUGGGAGUGACAGCAGGUGGGGCCAGUCGGUCGACACGGUGACCAUUACCGGCGACGACGCUAUGCCUAACCUAUCCCCCACAACGUCAAUCGCUGGCUCCAACGCGGACCUGCGAGACGUGGCGGUGUUAGAGUCUGACGACGAGCCCCAGGCGGUGGGGGGCAUGGCGGGGGACGACCCCCAGAACCCGUACAAGAACAGCAGGAACACGGUGUUCUAUAAUGUCUACCCCUCGCCCUCGGGGGCCGGGCGGACUCGCAUGACGGCUCGCACUCGGAGGCCCCCGGGGACGGGUUACGGUACCAGGUACUUUCAGAACGGUCUCCCGGAUCUUAUCCCUGACGCCUACUUCAUCCAGGCAGGUACCUACAUCCAGAGAGUGCAGAUGUAUGCUCUCAGGUGUGCUGCCGAGGAGAACUGCUUAGCCAGGUCAGCUUAUAGGCCUGGUGUGUCUGACAUCCAGUACAGGGUGCUGCUACGGUUCCCCCAGAGGGUCAAAAACCAAGGAACAGGAGAUUUCCUACCCGUCAAGCCAAGGCACCAAUGGGAGUGGCACAGCUGCCAUCAGCACUAUCACAGUAUGGACGCCUUCAGUAACUAUGACUUGCUUGAAGUGUCCUCUGGCCGUAGAAUGGCCGAGGGUCACAAGGCCAGCUUCUGCCUGGAAGACACGUCCUGUGACCCGGGAUUCAGACGCCGCUACGCCUGCACAGCACACACGCAGGGAUUGGGUCCUGGUUGCUACGACACCUACAACGCUAACAUCGACUGUCAGUGGAUUGACAUCACAGAUGUGCAGCCAGGAAAUUACAUCCUCAAGGUGACUGUGAACCCCAAUUUCCAGGUGCAGGAGUCAGACUUCUCCAACAACAUAGUGAGGUGUGACAUCUCAUACAGUGGCAGCUACGUGUCGACACGCAACUGCAGGGUCUCCAGCUACUGAACUGAAACAAGAACCAAAAAGAAGGGACCUCAGUGCUGUCAUUUUUAUUGCAUUGUUUUUAUUUUCUCAAACUGAAAAACAUGUCCUUUUUUUUUACCGCGAUUUCUACAGUGUGUGCAGGUCCUCUUUUGUCUUAGUAGGACUAACUGGAUGCGUUUUCUCACAUUUAAUUACUUUCCUUAAACAAAAAUCAGACGCACGAGCCUCGUGGAGAACACUUGCAUGGAGACAUGUGUAGCUUCGGUUUUAUUUUGUUCUGUUUUUCCUAUUAAAGUUUUUUUUUUUUUUUAAAUUGAUCUUUGUGACAGUGCAUUAGUGCUGAAGAACACUGUGUUCAUUUUACAAUAUGACUUAUUUUCACUACAUCUUGAUAACUGCCCAUCUAGCUGUGAUUAAACUUGAUAUGGACAUUCCACAGCUCUAGUUAUUGAGGGUUUCACAAUGUGUGAUCUGUGUUUUAUAUCGCUGAUGGGGGGGGGGGGGGGGGGGUGUAUUCUGCUAUUCUGCCUCCUCCACCUCACUUUUACAUCAGAUUUUUUUAUAAGCAGUGCAGUACUGAGCUGCUGAGAGCAGCAAUAAACACGACCAAGUCAGGUUUGUUUCAGACUGGUGAUAGGUGAGAAGCUGUGGAGUACUUUAUUUGGAACCCUGUCUGUCCUUCGAGAAGUAAUAAAACCCCUGUAGGCAGGGUCCUUGGAAUAACCCAGCUCAGCAACACUGGUUUACUGGUGCAUCUGUCCCUGUUGUGUGCUCAGUGAAACCUUUGCACAAAACCAAAAGCAUGGCACAUACUAAAAAGUAAAGCAGAAUUGUUACACCACAGAAUUGCUAGAUGUGUCCAUGGUCCACAAUGCAAGGGGUAUCCCUGUUCUAUAUUGAAGCUGAAGGCUUUCUCUGCUCAUGUGUUGUGUAAAUGUCACUGAUGCCUGUGCCUAUUGUCAUGUUUAAAAUGGUAUUUAAUCAACAGGGCCAUUGUGUUUCUUUAGAAAUAUGUUUUUAAUACUGAAUUUACAAUAAACUUUGUCUAUUGGGAAAUAUA